UAUGCAUAUACACAAUACACAGUGUAGUGUGAUUUCAGUCACGUCGUUAAGAUUAAUCAUUAUAAGUAAAAUAAAAUAUUUUAAUUAUUUGAAAUAUGUGUUAUCUUUAUUUAAAUAUAUAAUUAUAAAAAAGAAUAUUUCUAAGUAUAAGUAAAUAAAGAUUUACGUUAUUGGUAGCACGUAGACUAGUCGAUGUUAUAAAAAGUGGAAAAAUAUCGCGGGGGCGCGCGGUAUUAUUUUAUUAUCAAUUUCAAAACGUAAUUGAAAAGUAUACCAGUGAACUUAAUCAUGAAGAUUGAAGCCAAUGAAAAUAUGUUUGGAGUAUUGAUACUAUUUACUGUGUUUUCACCUUCUAUUGUACAUUCUAAUUAUUUUAAUACAAACAAUGAAAAGAAUGAUCAAUGUUUCUGUAAGUUGAAAGGGUCAAUAGAUGAUUGUAGUUGCAAUGUGGAUACAGUGGAUUAUUUUAAUAAUAUGAAAAUUUACCCAAGAGUUCAGAGUCUUCUAGUCAAAGAUUAUUUUCGUUUUUAUAAAGUAAAUUUAAACCAUGAAUGUCCUUUUUGGACUGAUGAUAGUAAAUGUGCUAUAAGAUAUUGUCAUGUACAACCUUGUCAAGAUGAAGAUAUUCCAGAUGGUUUAAAAGGGGAUAUAUUGAGAAAUAUUCAUUUCAAUGAAAAUCCUAUGGAUAAAUACAAAAUCAAAGCACAAUAUGAUGAUUGUUUAUAUAGUGCGAAAGAUCAUAAUAAAGAACUUGGUUAUUUAAAUACAACAAUUAGUUCAGAGAACUACAAGGAUUUUGAAUUGUGGCAGCAAUAUGAUGAUGCUCAAGAUAAUUUUUGUGUAAAAGAGUCAAGUCCUGGAGAGUAUGUGGAUCUUUUAUUAAAUCCUGAAAGAUACACAGGUUAUAAAGGUCCUAGUGCACAUAGAAUAUGGAAAAAUAUUUAUAUGGAAAAUUGUUUUAGACCUGAAAAUUCACCACAUAAUUUUAUUCAAUCUUCAAAAAUAAAUGGGAUGUGUUUGGAAAAGAGAGUUUUUUAUCGUGUUAUAUCAGGACUUCAUGCUAGUAUUAACAUUCAUUUGUGUUCAAAAUAUUUGUUAUCAUCAAAAGACAAUUUAGGGAUAGUACCUGGUGGCCAAUGGGGCCCUAAUUUACAAGAAUUUCAGAAAAGAUUUUCACCAGAAGAAACAGGAGGUGAAGGUCCAAAUUGGUUAAAAAAUUUAUACUUUACUUAUUUAUUAGAGUUAAGAGCUUUGGCUAAAGCUGCACCAUAUUUAGAAAGGGAAGAAUAUUAUACUGGUAAUAAAGCACAAGAUAAAGAUACUCGUUUGGCAAUAAAUGAUAUUUUAAAUAUUAUUAAGUCAUUUCCCGAUCACUUUAAUGAAAGCGUCAUGUUUACUGGCGGAUCUGAAGCCCUGUUAUUAAAAGAUCAAUUUAAACAACAUUUUAGAAAUAUUUCUCGUAUUAUGGAUUGUGUAGGUUGCGAUAAAUGUAAAUUAUGGGGAAAACUUCAAAUACAUGGUUUGGGUACAGCAUUAAAAAUUCUCUUCUCAGGGAAGUUUGAUAGAUGGGAAUCAACUUUAAAUAAUUUUAAUAGAAGGAAAUUUUUUUUAGAAAGAAGUGAAAUUGUUGCACUUAUAAAUGCUUUUGGAAGAUUAUCAGAAAGUAUUUUUGAAUUGCAUAAAUUUAGACAAAUGAUAAGAUAGCAAAAUAUUGAUUAAUAUAUUAUAUAAUUAACUCACUCUAGUAAAAUACAUCACACAAAUCGAUUUAUAUAACCUUUGAUUAUAUAGUAAGUUUAUAAAAUAAUGGAUCUAUAUCAGUUACAAAUUGCUAAAAAAUAUUAUAUUCAUAUUUAAAAUACGGCAUAAAGUCGCAAUAAAAGUUAUUAAGUUUAAUAUAUAAUCUUUUAUAUAUUUUUUAUUUAAGAUAAGAAUUAAUUUGAUAUUAGUAAAAAUUAUAACCCAGUAAUAUAUAAUAUUGAUCGAAUUAAUAAAAAAUAAUGUCAAUUCUUAUAUCAUUAUAUUAUCUUAUUUUAUUGCGAUUUUAUUGAUAACUUCAACUCUAUCUGUGAUAAAUAUUUUGUCUUUAGAGAAGAGUCUUCUACCAGUUCUGAAAAGUAUAUAGCCUAUUCAGUUUUU
Molecule: messenger RNA, 2139 nt
Organism: Apis florea (little honeybee)
Lineage: Eukaryota; Metazoa; Arthropoda; Insecta; Hymenoptera; Apidae
Gene: Ero1L
Product: endoplasmic reticulum oxidoreductin-1-like protein
Biological process (GO): protein folding in endoplasmic reticulum
Cellular component (GO): endoplasmic reticulum; endoplasmic reticulum membrane
Molecular function (GO): protein-disulfide reductase activity; FAD binding; thiol oxidase activity
Source: RefSeq, a predicted model, not a curated record